AUCAGAAGCUGCGGCUUAGCCUGUCGUGACGGGCUUCAUAUACACAAUACACUCAGUAGAUAGCGCUGGAGUAGACUGGAGGUGACUGGCCAGUUUUCUCGUCUCGAGAUGCCGUGCUCGAGCCCUGAAUGCAAGCGACGAUGGGUGUCACUGCGAGACCAAUUUAGAAAAUGUGUUAUUAAAAAAACAAAGAGUGGACAAGCUGCCAUACCCAAGAAGCCAUGGAAGUAUGAGGAGAUUAUGGCUUUCCUGCGCCCAUACAUGCUGGAGCGGGAAACAGUUUCUAACAUAACUGUUGAUAUUUGUUCAGAGGAUGAAUCAAACAGUGAGAUGUCAUCACCUAUUCCGGACAUUGAAAAUAACAGUGAUUUGAGGUCAGAUACAAGCAGGCCUGUCAUGCAAAAGCGUAGUCAAAGUGGCAAUAAGAGGAGAACUACAGACUCUGCAUCUGCUUCUCUGAUGAAUUAUAUUCUAGCGACACAGCCAAAGGGAGAUCACAUUGACAGUCUUCUUUCAGGGAUACGUGCCAGUAUAAAAAGAUUGUCCCCAUUGCGGCAAAUACAAGCUAAAGACGAAAUUUACAGAAUAGUGUCUGAUCUAGAAGGGGAUCAAGUGUGUGAAAAUAUUAAUAGUGAUACAUCGUGAACAGUGCUGUUAGUUACACAGU
Molecule: messenger RNA, 667 nt
Organism: Schistocerca nitens (vagrant locust)
Lineage: Eukaryota; Metazoa; Arthropoda; Insecta; Orthoptera; Acrididae
Exons: 2
Coding region: 109-645 (178 amino acids)
Biological process (GO): regulation of transcription by RNA polymerase II
Cellular component (GO): transcription regulator complex; nucleus
Source: RefSeq, a predicted model, not a curated record